Salvelinus fontinalis (brook trout) is the source of this 5317-nucleotide messenger RNA. It is a transcript of the gene nhlrc2, whose product is annotated as NHL repeat containing 2. Gene Ontology annotation, molecular function: protein binding. Bases 93 to 2255 code for a protein of 720 amino acids. Lineage: Eukaryota; Metazoa; Chordata; Actinopteri; Salmoniformes; Salmonidae. The record is from RefSeq and is a predicted model, not a curated record. The transcript has 12 exons.
AUAUACUACUACAUUGCUAAUUUUGUCACAGUUGAAAAAUACUGGUGCAGAAUGUAGCAUUGGCUUUACUCAAUGAAAUUGUGGUUGGAAAGAUGGCGUCCAAGUGCAACCUUUCUGCUUUAUUUCCAAUCCAGAGCCAGUUGGACAACGCCCUGGACAACGCUACGAACCAACAAGAGAAAGAAAACCUUGUCUACCAGUACUUGAGAAAACUAGACGACAACGAUGACUUAAGGAUUCCCGAUUUUGACGAAGGUCUCGAAUGGCUGAACACAGAAGGUCCCCUUUCUUUCACCAGAGAGCUUGCUGGUAAAGUGGUGGUGUUGGACUUCUUUACUUACUGCUGCAUAAACUGCAUCCAUAUCCUACCUGACCUGCAUCAGCUGGAGAAAAAGCACUCUGUCAAAGAUGGGCUUGUUAUCGUGGGUGUCCACUCUGCCAAGUUCCCCAACGAAAAGGUGCUGCAGAACGUGCGGAGCGCCGUGCUCCGCUACAACAUCACCCACCCGGUGGUGAAUGAUGGAGACGCUCGGCUGUGGCAUGAGCUGGAGGUGACCUGUUGGCCCACCCUGGUGCUCGUUGGGCCCAGGGGCAACCUGCUCUUCUCGCUGGUGGGAGAGGGCCACCGUGAGCGCCUAGCGCUCUUCACCAACACCUCCCUUCGACACUACAGGGACCAGGUCCUGCUCAGUGGCCACCUCGUGGGGACCAAGCUUUACAGGGACUCUCUGCCCCCAUCGCUUCUUUCCUUUCCUGGGAAGGUAGCAGUGGAUUCCAGUAGGAAGAGACUGGCUAUAGCAGAUACGGGCCAUCAUCGGGUACUGGUGGUGUCCAGCAUUGGGCUGGUGCUUUACUCUAUAGGAGGGCCUGAGAGUGGUAGGAAAGACGGUAAUCUCGACGAAGCAACCUUCUGCUCCCCACAGGGGAUUGUCAUCAAAGGAGAUACUGUCUUUGUGGCCGACACUGAAAACCAUCUGAUCAGGAAGAUUGACUUGUUGAAGGGACAGGUCAGCACCCUGGCAGGAGUGGGAUAUCAAGGCACAGACAUGGAGGGAGGGGCCAUGGGACCCCAGCAGCCUAUCAGCUCACCCUGGGACUUGGCCCUUGGGACUGCAGGUGGUGAGGAGGAUAACAUCCUGUGGGUGGCCAUGGCAGGGACACAUCAGAUCUGGGCUCUGUUCCUGGAAAAUGGGAAGCUGCCUAAAAGAAGCGAGUCCAAAGCGGGGACGUGUGUGCGCUUCGCCGGCAGUGGCAACGAGGAGAACCGCAACAACGCCUACCCCCACAAGGCCGGCUUUGCCCAGCCCUCGGGCCUGGCCCCAGCUCCGGAGGAGCCCUGGGGGUGUCUGUACGUGGCCGACAGUGAGAGCAGCACUGUGCGCUCCCUGGCGCUGAAGGACGGCGCCGUCAAACUGCUGGUGGGGGGCGAGAGAGACCCCCUGAACCUGUUUGCGUUUGGGGACGUGGACGGGAAAGGAGUGGACGCAAAGCUCCAGCACCCUCUCGGUGUGGCCUGGGCUCCUGACCAAGGCCUCCUCUAUGUGGCGGAUUCCUACAACCACAAGAUCAAAGUGGUGGACCCAAAAACCAGGCAGUGUCUGGUUGUGGCUGGGACAGGGGAAGCUGGUGACGUGUUAGGGCCAAGCUUGACUGAGUCCAGCUUCAAUGAGCCUGGUGGCCUGUGUGUCGGGGAGGGUGGCAGGGUGCUGUAUGUAGCUGACACCAACAACCACCACCUCAAAGUCUUGGACCUGGACACCAAGACCGUGUCACUGUUCCCCAUUUCAGUGGAGGACGCGGUAGACUCUGCACCAACUAAGUCCUCUGGACCUUGUAAAGUCCCCAAGCUCCCCAAAUCUGCUUCUAGGGUGACGAUGCCACCACUGGCAGUGUCACCAGGGCAGACUGUCAACUUGGAGCUGGUGCUAUCGCUACCAGAGGGCAUCAAGCUCACUGAAGACGCACCCAGCUUUUGGACCCUGUCAGCAGAAGGUAACGAUUGGUUGGUAGAGAACCAGGUGGUGACCGGGGACAUCCCAACUCUUUCCCAGCCCCUCUCCAUCCCUGCCAUACUUCCAACGGUUCUCAAGGCGACAGAGGCCAGCCCCUCCCUCACCCUGAGUGUUUGGGUUUACUGCUGUCUGGCAGGAGGUGGGGCUUGUAUGAUGAAAGCCGCCUCCUUCACGCAACCUCUCCAGAUAGGCUCUACACCCAGGAAGGGCUCGGUUACCGUGACGCUGGCUCAUGCCUUCUAACUUAACAAGCCUCUAGCCCUUCCCUCUCGUUGGGGCUUUGUGUUUCAAAUAUGUUUCAUAUUUAAAUGAAGAUUCACGUUUACAAAUGUACAAAUCCUUUUGAUAGCUCCUUUUGAACACAUAUGAUAACAGUAACAAAUAUUUUAUCAGAUUGACAUGUUUAAACAAAUUAGAUAUCAUAAAUAGUAUGGAAAGGGGAAGAAAAGGUCAAACCCGGACUUAAUUCAAUUAACAAACAAAGAAGUUUGGAUACCCCCAAAAAGGAUAAGCCCACCCACCCUACUUGCUUCCGUCCCCUUCGGGGUAAAUCCUAUGUAACUUUGUCUUAGAUAAGUGUACUGUACAAUUGGCGCAUUCAUCUCCCUCCUCUCCCCUGUAACUAUUCCCCAAUUCGUUGCUGUAAAUGAGAAUGUGUUCAGUCAACUUCCCUGGUAAAAUAAAUAAAAAGUUUAAAGUCCUUAAAUUGUAUCAAACAAUGCCUGGAGUAAAUUAUUAUAUAUUUUUGAUUUAUUUAACCUUUAUUUAACUAGGCAAGUUAGUUAAGAACAAAUUCUUAUUUACAAUGACAGCCUACCCCGGCCAAACCCUAACCCGGACGAUGAUGGGCCAUUUGUGCGCCCGCCCUAUGGGACUCCCAAUCACGGCCGGUUGUGAUACAGCCUGGAAUCUAACCAGGGUCUGUAGUGACGCCUCUAGCACUGAGAUGCAGUGCCUUAGACCGCUGCGCCACUCAGGAGCCCUCAAAUUGAAUGGGUAUUGAUGUAUUUUAAGGUAACCUCCCAGUCUGCCACAGGUAUUUCAGUGUCCAGCUCUUCCUCCCACUUUGCUUUAGUAGGAUCUGUGGAGGGUGGGUAGACGGACUGAAAUGUGUCAUAUAAACGAGAUAUCAGUUUGUCUGAUCCUGAGCACGGUUUAAUGCACCCAUCAAACAUGGAAGAUUUGACAUUCUCAAAUGCAGGUAGAUGUUUUCUUAUACUGAACAAACAUAUACGCAACAUGUAAAGUGUUGAAAUAAAAGAUCCCAGAAAUGUUCCAUAUGCAGAAAAAGCUUAUUUCUCUCAAAUGUUGUGCACAAAUUUGUUUACAUCUCUGUUAAUGAGCAUUUCUCCUUUGCCAAGAAAAUCCAUCCACCUGACAGGUGUGGCUGAUUAAACCGCAUGAUCAUUACGUAGGUGCACCUUGUGCUGGGGACCAGAACAGGCCGCUCUAAAAUGUGCAGUUUUGUAACACAAUGCCAUGCCACAGAUUGAGGGAACAUACAAUUGGCAUGCUGCCUGCAGGAAUGGUUGCCAGAGCAUUAAUUUUUCUACCAUAAGCCGCCUCCAACAUCAUUUUUCAGAAUUUGGCAAUACAUCCAACCGGCCUCACAACCCCAGACCACAUGUAACCAUAUCAGCCCAGGACCACAUACGGCUUCUUCACCUGCGGGAUCGUCUGAUACCAGCCACCCAGAAAGUUGAUGAAACCGAGGAGUAUUUCUGCCUUUAAUAAAGCCCUUUUUGUAGAUAUAAACUCAUUCUGAUUGGCUGGGCCUAUGGCAGACACCCCAUCUAAGUAUAAAUUCCCUAUGUUAUGGAUCCCAACAUCUGCCCAGCCAUAAAAUUCUUGUCUACAUUGGAGGGUGCAAAGGAAGGAUUUCCCACUAUUGGGAGUAGAAAUGACAUUAGUCUGAGGUCAAAAUGUACUUUAACUUGCUUCCAGAUACGGAUUGUGCUAUAUACAAUGGGAUCGGGUCUAUAAACCGAUGUCUCAAGGCGUAUAGGGGACAUAAUCACUGCACAAAUUGGGUAGGGGUAGCAGUCCUCGCACUCCAUAUCAAUCCAGCAGGACAAUACAGCAGCGUCAUCGAGCCAAAACGUGACAGAGUGGAUAUUUGCAGUCCAAUAGUAACAAUCCUCCUUCCAACUUAGAUUUUAAAAGGUUUUUACUUAUCCUGUGUGCUUUAAAUUCCCAAAUAAAUGGGUUUAUAAUCGAGUCCAGUUGAUUAUUAAAGGACUUUGUCAGAAAUAAAUAUGUACUGUAUAACAGUUGAGGGAGAAAUACCAUUUUCAUUGCAUUAACUCUUCCCAGUAAAGAUAUAGGGGAAGCGUUUUGUUAGGUGGGCAUUAGGGGAACUAGACUUGGGGUCGAAAUGGAAUUGGGUCACUAUUAUAUGUCACAUGAGGGAGUGCAUGGUUUUCUCUGCACAAGUAUUCCCUGUCUUUAUUUUACAAGAUGUCAGCACCAAAGUGCAUGUAUGGUCUUCCUCUUCACUGUGUGUUUAUGGAUGGGGGAAAACAAGUGGGCUCUAAAUAAGGUUUACAUAAUACAUCCAUAAGCACUCCGUAACACCUCUAGAAAACCUUUCAUAGACUUAUGUCCACAACAGCACUGUGUCUGCUGACUGGCUUGGAUUUGUGCCAGCCAACUUGCUUACUUAAAUAAUACUUCAGCGCUGGCAAAACUGGUUACAAUUAAAUUAAAUUUCAACCAAUUUUGCCCUGUUGGUUUUGUCAUAAGGCAUUUACAAACAGUUUCCUCACACUUAGUCAUUACGCCCACAUUUGUAAAUGUUAGUAACCAAGUUAUUCACACAUUUAUAAACUUUUAUAUUUUAACUGAUGUAUUAAUGAUUCAUAAGAUAAUAAGAUGUUUAAUAUAGGUCCUUAUAAACCAUUUAGUAAUCAUUAGUUUGUACCUAAUCUAAAGUGAGGGCUUAGCGUUAAUGUUACCUUCAGCGUUAGUGUUACCAGCACUCAUAAUGCCUUUUAUGAGGCCUACCUCCAGAGGUGGUCAGGAAUAUCUGAUCACAAUCGGAUCACAAUGCGUCUUUUAAUCGGCUACACCUGAAAACAUUUUGGGCACAAUCGGAAUGUGGACAAGCUCAGGACAAAGGACGCAUGUUAGUAUCAGGUGUAAAUGGGGAUUCUGAUUUCUCUUUCCCAGCUUCACCUCAGACCCCCAGUGCUGUCUGGCCGGCAUGUGUGUUUUUAUACUUUCCAAGGGCAGCGCUUUUUACAAACUGGUUUCUUUUAUUAUGCAAUGUAACAAGGACAAAGUAAUAAAACCAUAUUUUAUCAGCC